GUCGGCGGAUCAUGAUGGCGGCCACCGCGGACAAAGCAGCCGGCAUGAGUAAAAUGCUGCAGUUUAUGAAACUUAUCGGACAACUGAAAAGGGUGCCGCGGACCGGCUGGGUGUACAGGAAUGUGAAGAAGCCGGAGAGUGUGUCCGACCACAUGUACCGCAUGGCCAUGAUGUCUCUGACCAUCACUGACCCCACAGUGGACAGGGACAGGUGCAUAAAGCUGGCUCUGGUUCACGACAUGGCAGAGUGCAUUGUGGGAGACAUCGCGCCAUCAGAUAACAUCAGCAAAGCAGAGAAACACAGGAGAGAAGAGGAAGCGAUGAAGCAUCUAACGAGUCUUCUUCCGGAGGCUCUCAGACAGGAAAUCUACGCACUGUGGGAAGAAUAUGAAACUCAGAGCAGCGCAGAGGCCCGGCUGGUGAAACAGUUUGACCAGCUGGAGAUGAUCCUGCAGGCGCACGAGUAUGAGGAGCUGGAGGGAACACCAGGAAGACUGCAGGAGUUCUUUGACUCCACAGCCGGUCGUUUCCACCACCCGGACGUUCUCCAGCUGGUCAGCUCUAUGAACGAAGAGCGAGAAAGUCACAUGACCAACACAGAUGGCACAAGGACAUCUGAGCGAUCGCAGGCUGCUGAUUCGGCGCCUGAACAAGACCACACAACGUCACACGCUUCCUGACUGUAACACGCACAGUGAACAGAACUUCUCAGGUAGACAGAGAUGCUGGAUUCAGACAAACUGUCUGUACAGGGACGCACAAGCUGUAAUAUUGUUUUUGUUUUGUCUAAAUCACACCAGUUCAUUGUUUUAGUCAUUGUUUUAUAUGUUUUCAGUUUACACACAUUAUUGCGUAUUUUAAACCUGCAAGACAAAGUUCAAAGCAAAGACUGGAGAUUUUAAGUAGCAAAUGACUUUUAAGGAACCGCUACGUUUGUUUUAGUUAAUUACAUAUUAUUUAGUAACGC
This is a messenger RNA of Pelmatolapia mariae (spotted tilapia), 967 nucleotides long. RefSeq names its product HD domain containing 2 (gene hddc2). The coding region runs from base 12 to 680 and encodes 222 amino acids. The record is from RefSeq and is a predicted model, not a curated record. The transcript is spliced from 6 exons. Gene Ontology annotation, cellular component: cytoplasm. Gene Ontology annotation, molecular function: 5'-deoxynucleotidase activity. Lineage: Eukaryota; Metazoa; Chordata; Actinopteri; Cichliformes; Cichlidae.